This is a messenger RNA of Schizophyllum commune H4-8, 565 nucleotides long. RefSeq lists its product as uncharacterized. Lineage: Eukaryota; Fungi; Basidiomycota; Agaricomycetes; Agaricales; Schizophyllaceae. The coding region runs from base 33 to 362 and encodes 109 amino acids. The record is from RefSeq and is a predicted model, not a curated record. The transcript is spliced from 3 exons.
GUCGAGUUGCGUAGUCGAAGGCGAAGGCGAAGAUGCUGCAAAAAGCUGCUGUAGAGGUGAAUCCCAGACCAGCUCUUAUAUGCCCAUUGUUUCUCAAUGUUGUCCAGCAGGCGCACGAACGGCUAACCGUCUUCCCAGUGCUUACACGCCCGAUGCAGUUCUCGUCGAGGAUCCCUGACAGGCACGCCGAUUCCUAUCUCGAAUCUCGAUACUCAGCUGCUCAGUGGCUAGCAUAUGAGACCUUACUGGCAUAUAGGGCCCCGGGUAAGUGCGUCGGGCAUGAGACGGCAAAAGCCCUUCAGCGAAGGCCUGCAACAUCGGGCAUCUUCUUGUCCCCGCUGACCAAGUCUAUCGACUCAUGAGCGGCGUGAAAACGCCUAUGGCGGCAACUAGAAUAUCUCAUCAGCCAAAGAAAUCCUACCGUUAGCGGCUUGAAGGAAGGUAUCCAAGAGGAACUAUUAUUGGACAGAUGGGUGGCCAUAAAAGGCACCUGACCACUCCUCGUGCUCUUGUGCUUCGGCGAGAGUCAAGCGUCGCGCCUCGCAUGGUCAGGCAUUGCCUCGCA